UCUGCCUUUUUUAGCCAUUAGAAAUUUAAAGGCAUAUGUGAUUUAACUUCACUGUAGGAGUUCCAGAAAAGAGCGGUGUUUGCCAAUAUUCCGUGAAGUCUGUGACAGAUGCAGAUUUUUAACAGAUUUCAACACUUCAAGAUGUAAUGAAAUUGAAUUAUCUUCCAGUGAUUUGCAAGUUACGAUAAGGAGAUUGUGACUUCUAUGUGUAUAUAGCCAAACUUCUAGUUUCUGUAAAGGAGCCUGUCCACUUAACAGUUGGUCUUCUGAAAAAAUUGUACAGCAAAGAUGUCUGACAAAUAUAAAACAACACGGACCAAAGAGCUGGAAUUUGGUGGAACACUAGGUGCUGUAAUUCUCCCAUUCCUUUUGCCCAGUACAGUAUUUUAUCUGAUUAUAUCAUGUGGUACGAAGGAGGCAAGUGUUUUCAACUUUCCACCACCACUUCCUGAGCUGGGUGAACUUUGGAACCCUAUAACUUUUUUACUAUUCUUGUGCUGGAUUGGGCUGCAAGCUGCGUUUUAUGUGUGUCCUGUAGGAAAGGUAGUAUCUCUGGCUGGAGAUGACCUAAUGAGAAGGAUAUAUUACAAUUCAGACACUAAGAUUGCAGAAGGCCAGAUAUUGAGAGAUGGUUCUAAACUGAAGUAUCGUAUUAAUGCAUUCCAUGCUUUCGUGAUGACUUCGGUUGUAGUUGGCAUAGGCUUGGCAAGCGGGUUGCAUCUGAGUUACAUUUAUGAUCAUUUCCUGCAGUUUGCCGUUUCUGCUUCAGUUGUGUCCUUCGUCCUCAGUAUCUUCCUCUACAUAAAGUCUCUAUGUGUGAAGGAGUCAUUGCUUGCACCUGGUGGGAACUCAGGGAACCCCAUUUAUGACUUUUUUAUUGGACAUGAGCUCAACCCUCGAAUCGGAAGCUUUGAUCUUAAGUACUUCUGUGAACUUCGACCUGGACUUAUUGGCUGGGUGCUUAUUAACCUUGCAAUGUUAUCAAAAGAGUCAGAACUUAGAGGAAGCGUUUCAACAGCCAUGAUCCUUGUAAAUAUAUUCCAGUUUGUGUAUGUGAUUGAUGCACUUUGGAAUGAGGAAGCUAUCUUGACCACAAUGGACAUUGUUCAUGAUGGCUUUGGAUUAAUGUUAGCUUUUGGAGACCUGACUUGGGUCCCUUUCACCUACAGCCUGCAGUCUUACUUUUUAGUGAAUCACCCAGUUGAGCUGAAUGCAUUUGCUGCUGUCAUCAUCACCAUAUUAAACUUGUUGGGCUAUUUCAUUUUUCGCAGAGCUAAUUCACAGAAAAAUACUUUUCGAAGAAAUCCUAAAGAUCCUGCUGUGGCAGACUUGCAGACUAUAGCUACAGCAACAGGAAAGCGUUUGCUUGUGUCAGGUUGGUGGGGUUUUGUCCGACAUCCCAACUACUUGGGAGACCUAAUCAUGGCACUGGCCUGGUCACUGCCUUGUGGUUUUACUCACAUUCUGCCCUACUUCUAUGUGAUUUACUUCACUGUCCUACUGAUACACCGAGAAGCACGGGAUGAGCACCAGUGUCGGAAGAAGUAUGGCCUGGCCUGGGAGGAAUACUGUAAACGAGUCCCUUACAGAAUCUUUCCUUACAUGUACUAAGUAAGCUUACGCCUUACCUCCGUCAUUGUGGAAGACACAUGCCAGAGAAGUACCCGUUUACCACUACAGAUUGCAAAGAUAAACCAGUCUAUGUGAUGUUUAAGAGAUCUUUUAUAUGCAGAAGUUUUGUAUUGGAUUAAGAAAAGCACUUUUUUAAAAGUAUGGACCCUCAUGAAGUUAUACUAAUUAACCUGUGCUCUUCGGUAGCCAAAGAGCUGAGGGAUUUUAUUAUUGUUAUUAUUCUGACUAAUUUGUAUGGCAUAAGGGUAAGAAGGUUCUUUCCUACCAUAACCUGUUUAUUAUUUUCCAGACAUUAAGCUGAAAUGUGAAGUCAAGUCUCUCCUGAAUUCACCAUCAAUAUCAGCUAAACACAAUAUUCUCCAAAUACUGUGAAUUAUUUGUAAAAAUAGGUUUAGAUUUAGUUAGACGUUCCACUUUUUUGUCAUCCAAAAGCAUUUCCUUAAAUGCUAACACAUACAUGGUUGGAAUUUAUUGUGUAAAAAUAUGAAGGGCCAAAGAUAGACCACCUAAGAUACUGAUCUGAAGUUGUUGUCUUCAUUUGCUCUUCAACCUGUGGGUACAAGGAUCUGGCAUGGAUCUGACUCAACUGCAUUUCCAGCAUCUGAUCCGAGCUCCAAGCUCCUCCCUGCCCACAAUGCCUCUGUCUCUCUCCACCCUUUAGAUCUCAUUUGCCGCUCUAGCAUUAGCAUCGUGAUCUGCUGUUCUGAGCUUCUUUUUGGGUAAGUGACUGAGGGAUUUUUUGUGAUUCUCUACUUUCUUCUUACUUAAAUUUCUAUUUCUAUCUUUUCUACCUUCCCUACCCUUGUGCUGUUUGCGUCGGUACAAAAAAAAAAAAAAAACUUUUUCUGUCUUUUAUCUGGAGCGUGUGUGUUCUGGUUGGGCCUUUCUGCAGGGAUUAUGCCUGAGAACCCUAAACUAGGUUUUCAUAAGUGCACAGAAUGUGGCCAUAAGCUAUGCCCAGCUGAUGGCCACAUUCUAUGUGUGGUAUGCUUAGGGGUUUCCCAUGUAGAGUCCUCCUGUUCCUUCUGUGUGGGCUUCAGUCCUCCUGCAUUGAUGGAUAGGAGAAAGAAGCUAAUCUUAAAAGGCCUUCUUCCCCCUGCUACCACUGGGGUCCAGGCCUCCUCAACCCUGACUUCUGCUACUUCUGUCUCCGCCCUCAGUCUCUGAGACUCAACCUCCUGCCAAGAGGCCCGGGGACAAACAUAAACACAGGGACAAGCUGAGGUAGCGGUCCCCUGAUCGCUCAUCCUCUGCUGGUCCACGGGCCAAGUACUGCUCAGCCCGCAGCCAGAGUCUCCCUGGCUCUGUUCCCCUCGCUUCUCUCCAGAGCUGGAGGAGCUUCUUAUCUGUUCACCGGCCCCAGCUUCACCUCACCGACUGUCCAGGCCGGUAUCGGUGACCUCUUCAUCCUGAUCCACCCACAGCCUUUCCGAAGUGGAGGUGGACAGGAUGAUGUGGAAAUUUAUCUACACUCAGAUACAGAUGGGAGUUUUGCCUGCCCUCUCUCCCUCUGGAACGGAGGGCAGGCAGUCCACAUUCCUACCAAUUACUCCUUCUCCGAUCUGACCCCUGGUUUUGGAGCCUUCGGAUCUGAGGACUGUCGGCGUUGAGGGGUUGGCGCCGAUGCUACUUUGUUACUCGACACCAGCCAUUACCUUGAGUAGGUCGGAUCUGAUGAGUUUGGAUCUGUCCAGCUCUUGGAGACAUAGUCUCAGCACUGGAUCCGAGGGGAUGGUGUUGGCUCUGAGUUUUUCGGAGAGAGCCUUCCAAUCAGAGUCUGGGCACCUUGGAGGUUCGGCUCUGACUCCCCCAUUGAUCCAGAGGGUGGCAGAUCUGUCUCUAGUCCCUUCUCAGAUGGUUCGCUUUCCUUCUGCCUUCUACAUGAUGGAGAGAGCUCGCUCGAUACCUUUGAGACCCUUGACAAUCUUGUCUUCGGAGUCCACCCUGGCUCCCUCUAAUUUUGGUAUGGAUUCUGCCAUCCUGCUACCUCAGGGACAGCCUGCCACCUUUUCAUCACAGGGAGCUCCUACACACAAGCAUCCAGAUGUUUUUGAGUCCUCCCCUGAAGAGGUGCAUCAAAAACAUAUGUGCAAAAGGAGCCACAUUGACUCCCCACCAGAGUCCCUUACUGAGGACACCAAUUUGUAGGGUCCCCCCCAUUACCCCCCCGAGGAUGUCUCCUUCAGAAAUAUCAUGGAGAUCCUUCAUCAGCGAGGGGGGUGGUCUGCCCAGUAACUCAACUCGGACAAAUUGGUGUUACUGGAGGUCUUUGGCAUAGGACCCUCUACAUCCUGGGUGCCCCCUCCCAUGGAUCCACUGGUGGAUCUAAUUACAUCUCAGGCAUGGAAGGAAAUGGACAUGGUGAAGCCAAUACCCAUACACCCUGACAAGGUAUUGAGUGCUCCCUCAGAUAGGACUCACUGGACCAAAGAAUCCCCUAUAGAUGCCAUGGUAGUGGCAGUGGCCACUAAGAAGGAGCUCGCGCAGGAGAGCUCCACUGUCUAUCCGCCAGACUGAGAGCCCAGGAUGAUGGAUUACUUUAGGAAGUGGGUGUAUGAUUCAGCCACGUUUUCAGUAUGUGUGCUGAAUUAUAUGGCACAUGCAAUUAGACUCCGAGACCUUGUUAAGGAGAUCACUGAAUCUACUCCAGGGUCCGUGACGGUGGAAGACCAGAAGGUUUUCACUUCGCAUGGCCACCCUCAUAUCAAUUGCUAACACCUCUAUGCAGCUUCUCUCUCAUGCCACUGAGGGUGCCGCUAGAGCUGCUGGGACAGGCGUUGCCAUCAGGUGUCAUGCCUGGAUCCAACUCUGUGCAUUCUCAGAACCCUUUAAGGCGUCUUUUACUAACGCCCCGUACGACAGUUCCACCCUCUUUGGAAAGUCGGUAUGUGACAAACUUGUCCAGAGCGAGAAGGAUGGGAAGACUCUGUCUGCCAUCGGGAUCCACUUCUCCACCCCCCCCAACAAACCUUUUCAAGGAAUCUGCGGGGGGGGGGGGCGCAAAGAAGAUGUUGUUCCAAAAGUCUCAGAGCUGCUCCCAGGAUGCUCAGGACUCACUUUCCCCUAGAGGCAGAGGGGAAUUCGAUGAAACCCCCCCCCCCCCAAAGCAGAGGGUGUCUGAGGAAUGAGGGGUCUUGAGAGCCUUUCUCAGACAGGCCUGCACAGCAGCCAUGAAGAAAUGCCUGGCUACUCAGCUCUGGAGGCAGUCGGGGGAUGCCUCUCACUACACCUAACAGCCUGGGAGUCAAUCACAGAUGAUCAUUUGGUGUUCUGUCCCUUUCACUCAAUCACUUCUUCUGCCCAAACACCCCCUGGACAUUCCUCCCAUGCAUAGGGAGGAAGCAGCACCAGAAAUUACAAAGUUGCUAGACAAAAUGAGUCAUCCAACCUGUCCCCCCAGACCAGACCAGAUUAGGCAUUUAUUCCAGAUUCUUUUUGAUGCCAAAGAAGACGGAGGAAUUAAGAUCCAUUCUGGAUCUCUCCAUCUUAAAUCUGGCAGUUGCCAAGACAAAGUUCCUGAUGGUCACUUUUAAAUCUAUUCUGCCCUUUCUGCAAGAGAGCGAUUGGAUGUGCUCGGUCGACCUUCAGGAUGCGUACUAUCACAUCAAAAUGGACAGGCGCUCCUGGAGAUUU
Molecule: messenger RNA, 5265 nt
Organism: Protopterus annectens (West African lungfish)
Lineage: Eukaryota; Metazoa; Chordata; Ceratodontiformes; Protopteridae
Gene: TM7SF2
Product: transmembrane 7 superfamily member 2
Exons: 12
Coding region: 289-1611 (440 amino acids)
Biological process (GO): sterol biosynthetic process
Cellular component (GO): nuclear inner membrane; endoplasmic reticulum membrane
Molecular function (GO): oxidoreductase activity, acting on the CH-CH group of donors, NAD or NADP as acceptor
Source: RefSeq, a predicted model, not a curated record